CGCCGAGUGCUGCUGCCUACAGCCUCGACAGCGACGGUGCGAGAGCCACGAAGGGCAGCCCAAGCGCACUGCCCCGAUACCCAUAACCAUGCGACGACGACCCACGUAAACGAUGGACGGCCUGGGCAUCAAGCUGAGCCCCCGGCGCGGCGGCGUCAAGCUCAGCCCCCGCAAGAAGCGGGAGGUAGAGAGUGAUGACGAGAGCACAUCAUCAUCAUCGUCCUCGUCCUCCUCCUCGUCGAGCGGCAGCUCAGGAAGUUCGAGCAGCUCGGGCUCCUCGACAUCAUCUAGUAGUGUACACACGCCCGAGCCCCCACCCCCACCGGUCUGGCUCGAGUUCGAGAAGGACGGCGCCGAGCCUUGUAGAUGGUGGUGGCACCGCGUCACGGGAGAACUCAAGUGGAUCAAACCGUACCGGACCGUCACGCUGCGCAUCCCGCGGAGAGACAUGAUGCGCGACCGCGGCACGCCGGAGAUGGGGAGUUGGUCCUAUCAGGCGCGGGAGGCGCGCAAACGCGCCGCCCAGCGCAAGAAGCGGCACUUGCGGAACGCCGUGACGUACGGGGACCAGGGCAAGUGGCACCGCGCGACCGUGGAAGUCGACAAAGCUCGACUGGCGCAUGACGGGGAUGGGGAUCGGUUCUACAACGCUCUGUUGGCUGCUCGGUUGCACCACGCGGCCUGGGCGCUGCACUGCAACGAGAAACGGAGUUCAGCAGCGUUAGCUUGUAACUUGUUUGAAAGAUGGAGGGAAGGGACGUCCGUCGAGGCACCUAGCAUACAUAUUAUGCUGAAGUACGAGAUCGCCUGCUGUGCUGCUGGUAGACCAUCGGUAGAAGAGAGAGGUACGCAGCACGCGGUUACGUUGGCACAGCGACGGGACCAGGCCUUCGACCUGUUCGCGGAACUCCUCCCCGAGGAGGAAGUUGUGGUGGAGGAUCAUCAACCUAAACUGAUAGAUGAUCCGGCCUCCAAUGCAGCAGCCAAAUGGCGGACCAAGACACAAGCUUCGAAGGUAAAAAAGCAUACGGCUCUCGAAAGGUUAGUGGAACACCACUCCCUACUCUGGUGCGCGGCAUUACUGCAGGAGGGCGGCGGCCUCGGGGACGAGCGAGCUCUGGAAUGUUUGGAAGAAAUUUACGAGGACCAAAGUCGGAGAGCGGCAGCAAACUACAUCCCGGAAGAUCUAGAACCAGAUGAUUUAGGCGGCUUACCGCCCGGAUUGGACGUGCCACCACAGCUCCCUAGGUGGCUCGCUACACUGUUGUACAGUAGAGCAUUGGCGCAUGCGAAUCGCGGCUACGAAGCCAGAGCUGCAUUGGAGGACGCGCGAGCAUUGGCCUCGAACGACGCGGUCGACCCCGUCGCUUCACUGGAAGCGCCUCCCGACAAGACGCGGGGCCAAUCGGCGGAAGCUUGGUUGGGAGAUACACGAGUUUGGAUCACCGCCAACGAGGUCCUUAGACAGAGAAGGCAGCCUUUCUUAGCCCUGCAAUGCACGGAGACGGCUUUGGAAACGCUGGAAUUGUCCGAUGUCAACCUUGGGUCAUUGAACAACCUCCCGAAAUCGCAAGCGAGGCAUCGCGCGGAGUGCGAGGUCUGGUGGCGGCGCGCUGAAGGUUUGUGGGUCUGCCACCACGAUCGGGAGGCUUUUAGGGCGUUACAACGCGCUUUGAAGGUGGAGCCCUGGCAUUUAGAUGUUAGAUUAACUGCGAGAAAGUGGGAGGUCGAGGCCCGCGAGCAGGGCGCGUUUAAACGAAUGGAAGCGUACGAGAAGCUCGAGGAGGCCCAGAAGCGCUUCGACGAGGUUAAAUUAGAGGCCCACAAGCAGGAGCAGAUGGAGCUGAUGCGGAAGGCCCGAGACGCUUUAGCAAGUGUAGCUGUUUUGGGAGAGCCCUUCGACCGGCUGCAGUGGAAGCAGGUCGAUAGUAUCUUCCAGCAUCUGAACGCUGUUGAAAGAGCCUGUAUUGCGGUUGCGUUGCCGUGUACGAGAAGGGCGGGCUGCGCGUUCCUGCUGCGAGCCGAGGAGUAUGCUUUGGUAAGGUACCCCCAAGCGCUCGCGCGAGGUAUGUUGGCAAGAGUCUACUGCAACGAAGAAAUGCGGAAGUGGAAAGCGUAUCAAGCGUGGGAGGCGGAAGCUUUCGGCAAGCUGUCGAAUACGAUUCGCAUGUCCAUGGCUAAAGGGUGUCCGAGGUACUUCCUGGGCUGGCGCGCCUACACGCGGGAGCAGAAGAAGUACCGCGUGUACGUCGCGACGAAAGCGGCGAAUGCCGUGAGGAGGAGGUUGGCUCAAUUGAGAACUGAAAGGCGUAGGAAGCACAAUCGCAUCCUCAAGGCGGACAGGCCUCGCUUCGUCAAACGGCAACUCGGGAGAGGUCUGAACAUCUUCAAGAAGACGUUGGUGUUGGUCCAUUUCCGGCGUGAUCACGCGACGACGAUCCAAAGGCGGGCGCGGGGUAUUGCUGGAAGAAGGCGCGUCUGGGUCGAGAGGUUAUUGAAGCACCACUCGCAGAGGCGCCUCAAGCGGUUAUAUUGGAAAUGGUUGAGGUAUAGCGCAUGGUGCAAGAAGCGGCGGCUGGCUGCGGAGUGUGUUCAGAGGUUCAUUCGUUCAUUCUUAUCUCGGUGCCACUGCCGGGACUGGUUACGUAGAAGAAAGCGGAACAACGUCGCUUCCAAUAGAAUGAGGAUACGACUACAAAGGAGGGACCACCGCAUCAUCGUGAGGGCCUGGGACAAAGAUGCCAAAGCAAUUAUUUUAGCGCGGCGCGUCAAGAUGUCGACGAGGAUCGCCGGGUGGUACCGCAAUCGACGCGUUUAUUGGAGAGCUAAAGUGCUACGACUGAGACGAAUCAGAGUGCGAGCCGAACAGAAGGCUUUGACAGAAUCGCUGGCAAUAGCAUCGAUAUACUCGCUACAGAAGAAUGCCCGUUCUAAGGUGAUCCAACGCAUGUGGCGCGCCUACGCCGCCAAGCACUGCCUUAAAAGAUUGAAAAAACAAAGGCAGAAAGCUAAGAAGUUGAGGAGGAAGUUCUUCAAGCGCCAGGGUCGCUGGGUCAUGAAGGCGUGGCGGGACAUGCAUCGAAGACAUAUGCGGUGUGCCCAUGUUAUUAUCAGAGCUUUUCGGAGGUAUAUUGCUUUGACUUGUGUGAGACGACUGCGGAAAGCUCAGAAAAUGGUCACUUCCAAGGUAGCCUUUGCACUUGUUAAAAAGUCUCAGAGGACUUGUAUCCGCAUCAUGGCCGCUUGGCAUACAUAUUCAAGGCAGUGUUUUGCGGCGAGAGUGUGCAACGGGCGAGCUCGAUGUUGGUUAGCUAAAAGACGCCUGGAAAACGCGCAAAAGCUGCGGAACCAAGAGCGUAUGAAAAUUGCACUGGGAGUUGGUAAACGAGAACUACGAACUAGAAUUAAAGUCUUUGUCGUCUGGAAGACCUGGGCGCCCCAAUCUAAAGCGGCGAAUACGAUAGUGAGGAUGUGUAGGUGUAGAAUUGCUCGAGAUGAGUGUCGGGAGCUAGCGCGCCAAAAACGAGAAAACGACGCGAAGAUUCGAGCGUGCAUCGGUGCGAAGGAGUUUAGGAUUCAGAAGAAGUGGUGGGGACGGUGCAAGCAGAUCUGGCUCUGGGAAUCGAGAUCUAGAAAAAUAGCGCUGUUUGUGAAGGGUACAUGGGCCCUGCGCCACUACCGGGAGCUGGCUCGCAUCAAGCGGGAACAGAAUGCGAAAAUCAGGAGGUGUAUCGGGUCGAAAGAAGAUCGAACCAAAAUAAGGAUGUGGCGUGGGUUCAAGACGCUGUGGAUAUGGCGGAAGCAACGGGAGGCCGCACAGCGCGCCGUCGACAAAGCCGACGCCUUGUUAGCUGCGUUAGCCUACGAUAAAGCUUACAGAUCAAUGAAAGCUAGAGCGGCGAACUGGCUCUGCGGGCGCAUGGUCAUGUUACUAGCUAGGUCUGCCGCGGCUAGAAGGCGCGUCGCGGACCGCCACCUCAAGAAGAGGCAGCGUUCUCUCAUGCUGGACUUUCGACGACGGCAGAGACGGGUUUACUUGUCGAAGUUUACUGAUUUGUUAGCAGCUAAAGGCGUGGCGUCGAUACGCGGUUUGUUCCCGCCAAAAAAGCAGAAGAAGAGCUUCUUCUCGUCCAAGAAAAAGGAGGAACCCGUAAAAGAGGAAGAAGCACCGCCACCGCUCAAACUUUUGAGGUAUGCGCCUCUGUCUAUAGUAGUAGAGAAGGGCGAGAAUCUCGUGGCAAAGGACUGGUCCUUCCGCAAGGCGAAUCGGACCAGUGACCCCUACGUGGUCGUGAAGCUGGACGGGAAGGAACUCGGCAAGACACUUGUUGUUGAUAAGUCCCUCAAUCCCGUCUGGUCGUUCGCGCUCGAGACGGAAGUGCUGGAGGAGCACUUGUCAAGUUCAGUACUGGAGUUCGAGAUCCGCGAUAAAGAUUUAGUCGGGUCCGAUGCGAUGGGGUCGGUCGAGUUGUCAUAUCCCUUCGGUGAAGCGCGGUGGUUAGAUGUACAGACAACUAAGGACUGCAAGGACGCCACGGGCCGGAUCUUUGUGGGGUGCCGCGUCGGUCCUAUUGUCGAGAGGGCCGAAGAUCUUCCGGUGAAGAAGCAGAAGAAGUCGUGGUUUGGUUCUUCCUCAAAGAAAGAGAAGGCUCCAGUAGUUACGAAGACGGCAGUUGUUGAAACAGAGACGGAAGAAGCGGUGCCCGUAGCCCAACAACGACCUGAGGAGGAAGUGGACCUGCCGGCGAUGCCCACUGCAUUAUCUUCAUCACGAGCGCACCGCUCGAGGGAGGGCCUCUCGUCCCAGUAUUUCGAGGCGCGGCGGCGCGUCGCGAAGUGUGGGGUGUUAGCCUGGCGCUCUCAUGACCUUGGGAGAGGUGAAUUAGUUGCUUUAGCUUCAUCGGCGGACGCCGUGGUCCUGGAGGCGCCGUUCUAUGGGUCCGAGGAUGUGCUGUUAGCGGCGGCAGCCUUACUAGCGCCGGCAGCGUCCACGGCCCUGACGGCUCGUAGAAGAUCAGGCAAGUUGCUCCGUUCAUCAAAGCCGCCGAAGCUUGUGUUAGCUGGCGAGGCCCGCGAUUUGUAUUUGGAUCGAAGGGCCGGCGCGGCGUGCGGCCUGCUGGCGGCUCGGGGGCGUUCUACAGCGAUCUGCGUCCACCGCGCGCGGUGCUCCGUUGGUUUUGGCAAGGCUUUGGCUAGAGGUUUAGUUAGGAAGGAUCUUGAUACUGAUACAUUGCGAGAACUGGCUUUAGAUGGUGCGUGUCUCGGGCCCGGUGCGCUAUCAUGUAUCCUAGAAGCCGUCAUGCUCCGGACGUCGGAGAGGCAAGCGAAACCGUUGACGCGAUUCGUAUUGGACGGCAACUCCUUCAACGCGCCUACAUUAGUAGGACAGCUCAAGGCUUUGAUUGGUGGACCCGCCUGCCCCUCGAACUUAUCACUAGCAGGGUGUCGCCUCCAGGGGUAUGCAGCCUAUGUGAUAGCGGCGGGUUUGGAUGCCCACAACAAUGUCAAUGAGAACGAGGAGCCCCUAUCUCUGUUGAGCAUCUCAGUACAAAAAGCCGAAAACCUCGUAAUAAAGGACUGGGCCCUUCAAUCAAAAAACCGCAGCAGCGACCCCUACGUCGUCGUGAAAGUGGACGGGAAGAAGGUCGGCAAGACGCAGGUGGUCAAGAAGAAUUUGAGCCCCGAGUGGAAUUAUGUUGUAGAGUGCGAGGUCCGGGCGCCGCAAGAUUCCGUCGUGGAAUUGAAGAUUUGGGACAAGGACCUGGCGACGUCCGAUGCGAUGGGUGCUGUUAUUCUUAGGGAUUUACCGCGAGGUGAGGAGCCUGUGGUGGAGUGGCGCGACGUCGAGUGCACCAGCGACUGCAAGGACGCGUCGGGGCGACUAUACUGUGGCGCCGCGUGGAGCAAGCCCGAGCGGAAGCCGCCUUCCUCGACAAAGCGUAGACAUCUCGAGGUUUUAGUGCUGAAAGACAAUCCUGAUUUAGGGGAUAGAGGAUGUGCAGCUCUGGCAAAAGCCGCGGCGGCCACACCUUCAUUAAGUCGGUUGGAUCUGGCGCGGUGCGGCUGCGGGCCGCAGACGGGCUUCGCGUUAGCUGACGAGCUGUGUUUUCAAUUUAGCGUGGAAAGACCAAGGGCCUGGAUCGGGGUCCGGGCGCCGGGCGCGGAGGAAGAGGAACUUGAUACGAAGCCGCGUCCACCGCCGCCGGACCCGCGCCCCCACCUUUCAAUAGGGUUGUCGCGGAACUUUGAGCUCGGGAACGACGCGAUUAACCGACUCGCCUACGUCGCCGAGCGGUCGAAGUACAGAUUGGGCGUCGAGUGCUCGUCCGAUUUGUAUGGGGACGAGGCGGGGUUGAUGUUAGCUGGAUUACCGGCGAAGGACCGGCGCUUCGUCAUUUCCAGUAAAACGGUCGUCGAGGCGCCGGUGCCCGCGCCCGCGCCCGCUGCAAUCGCGGAGGGUCCACCCGUCGAUCUGAUGCAUAAAGCUCGCUGGACGAAGGCGGACUACGCGCUCAUGACGCUGGAGUCGGAUUCUGUGACGUAUGACCUCUCCCGGCCGUCACAAGUGUCCCGGCCAUCGUUUGACCACUCUACUGUCUGAUGACUCGUAAGUGGAA
Pelagomonas calceolata is the source of this 6617-nucleotide messenger RNA. The record is from the annotation of a GenBank genome assembly. Lineage: Eukaryota; Pelagophyceae; Pelagomonadales; Pelagomonadaceae.